AUGCUCGAUAUAAACUUACUGAGACCGGAGAAAGGCGGCGACCCGGAUGUCGUGAAAGAGUCGCAAAAACGUCGGUACAAGUCCGUGGAAAUUGUCGACCAGUGCAUCGAAAAAGACGCGCAAUGGCGCUCGGUUCGAUUCGAUCUCGAUAAGCUGAAUGCGGAUUUUAACAAAGCGAACAAAGCGGUGGCGUUGAAGAUGAAAGCAGGGGAGAAGGAAGAGGCGGAAAAGUUGAUGCCAGAAGUGAAGCGAGUGGACCAGCUUAGAAAAGACACCGUGGAGCUGGAGAAGACUUUGGAACAGGAAACGAACGAGUUGUUAUUGAAGAUUGGGAAUAUCGUCCACGACUCGGUGCCGGUGAAUAACGACGAGGAAUUUAACACGGUGCAUGCGACGUGGGGGGAAAGAAGAAUGGAAGAGGAUUUACCGAAUCACGUAGAUUUGGUUGGAAUGUUGGAUAUUGCAGAUUUGGAGAAAGGCGCAGACGUGGCUGGAGGGAGAGGGUAUUAUUUGAAAGGCGCCGGGGUGUUGUUGAACCAAGCGAUGAUUAACUACGCGUUGUCGUUUUUGGCGGCGAGAGGGCAUUCUCCGCUAGCGACGCCAUUUUUUAUGAGAAAAGACAGAAUGGCAGAGUGCGCGCAAUUAGCCGAUUUCGACGAGCAGUUGUACAAAGUGACCGGAGAAGGUGACGAUAAGUAUUUAAUCGCUACUAGCGAACAAACGUGCUGCUCGUAUUUAAGAAAGUUAUGGUUGAACGAGAAGGAUUUACCCAUUCGUUUGUCUGGGUAUUCCACGUGUUUCAGAAAAGAGGUUGGGAGUCACGGGAGAGAUACGCUCGGUAUCUUUCGCGUGCAUCAGUUCGAGAAGGUUGAACAAUUCGUAGCCGUGACGCCGGAAGGCAACGCUUCGUGGGAAGAAAUGGACAGAUUGAUUGGAAACGCAGAGGCUUUUUACCAAUCUUUGAACAUUCCGUAUAACGUUGUGAACAUAGUUUCCGGCGAGUUAAACGACGCCGCGGCGAAAAAGUACGAUUUAGAAGCGUGGUUUCCGUCCUCUAGAACUCACCGAGAGUUGGUGUCUUGCUCGAACUGUACAGAUUACCAAUCCAGACGAUUGGAAAUUCGUUACGGCGCGCCGCAGAAAGGCCCGGAAAAGACCAAGUCAUACGUGCACUUGUUGAAUUCGACGUUAACUGCUACGGAGAGAUCAUUGUGUUGCUUGUUGGAGAACUGGCAAACCCCAGACGGGUUGGUGGUACCUCCCGCGUUGCGCCCUUGGAUGUGCGGCAUCGAGUUCAUUCCGUUCGUGAGCAAGUUAGACAAGAAGAAACGUUUGGUAGCGGUUUCACCGGCGCCGGCACCGUUGUUUGGUGGAGUGAAUGGUGCGGAUUCCGCGAAUUCUUUGAGCGUUUUUGUCAACGCUGGCGAUUGUGCCGGGUCCAUGGCUUUGGAAUCGAUUCUAUCAAAGCUUCCGGACACCACGGCGACGAAAAAAUCCAUCGCCGUGGACGUCACGGAGGAAGAGAAAGGAUUGUUUCCAGACCCAGAAAACAUCGUUGGUCCGGCUAUGAUCGCAGACGGUGAUUUUGUGUUGACGUCAGCUACGGCUAUUGCAAGAUAUCUCGCGAAGAUGACGCAAGCGUCCAGUCUCGCGUUGUUACCAACCGCCGCGAAGGACAACGCCAAGUGCGAAGCUCUUAUUGAGUUGUUCCAUCACGCCAACGUCGACGAGGUUGUCACGAGAGUCGAAAAAGCGUUGGAAGGCGCGAACGAUUACGUGUGUGGAAGUACGUUUACGAUUGCCGACGCUCUUUUAGCGGCUAAACUUAAAACGGCCAAGGCGUCGGUAUCGGCAAAAGCGGCGCAUUGGAUGACGCUUUCGUUGUAA
Molecule: messenger RNA, 1887 nt
Organism: Bathycoccus prasinos
Lineage: Eukaryota; Viridiplantae; Chlorophyta; Mamiellophyceae; Mamiellales; Bathycoccaceae
Product: seryl-tRNA synthetase
Exons: 2
Coding region: 1-1887 (628 amino acids)
Biological process (GO): seryl-tRNA aminoacylation
Cellular component (GO): cytosol
Molecular function (GO): serine-tRNA ligase activity; tRNA binding; ATP binding
Source: RefSeq, a predicted model, not a curated record